Phyllostomus discolor (pale spear-nosed bat) is the source of this 3001-nucleotide messenger RNA. It is a transcript of the gene C3H9orf152, whose product is annotated as chromosome 3 C9orf152 homolog. Bases 955 to 1677 code for a protein of 240 amino acids. The transcript has 2 exons. NCBI's taxonomy places the organism in Eukaryota, Metazoa, Chordata, Mammalia, Chiroptera, Phyllostomidae. The record is from RefSeq and is a predicted model, not a curated record.
AAUGUCAGGGAGGUGGGGCUGGCUGGAGGCCUGGGCUCCCCUGGGCUCUGUCCCCAAGGAAGAGGACAAAGUGGGGUUGGGCUUUUUCCUGAGAUGCGUUUUGGGGGUGAGUGCAGAUCUUGGGGACAACUUUGCUGCUGGGUUUCUCCUGGGACAUGGCUGCAGCCCGUACACUGCCCCGGCAGCCGCUGUGUGAGGCUGCAGAGGGUGUUUCUUUUCCACAGGCAAACUGAACGGACAGGUUUGCUGAUGGGUGUCCAGGUGCCAGUCCAAGGGGUGUGAGCCGAGCGGGCACUCGGCAUCCCAGCAUCAGCUCCAGCUCUGCCGGUGGGUGGGAGACCUCAGCGUGGAUUCUAAACUUCAGGAUCCAGCACCGAAGGACCUGGACUACACCGCCGCCGCCUUGGGCCCUGAGAAGGACUCUGAGCAGCUGUGUUUGCCUUCCUCAUUAUCCCCCGGCCCUUCCCCUCAUCUCUGUGCCCCUCGGUCUCUCACCCCCACUCAUUUCUUCCCCCUUCCUCCUCCUGCAGCCCCUGCCCGCCUCCCUCUCUUCUCAUCUAUUAACACCCCCCACUGUCACCUUCUUCCUCCAUUCUCUCCUUCCCUCUUCGCACACCCCUUCCUGCUCCCCAUUUUCCCUGCUUCCCCUGACUAUUCCUCCCUCUCUCCCACCCCUUCUCCUCUCCUCUCCCCAGUUCCCUCACUGGCCUUUCUCCCCACCCCACACUCUGCUUUACUCCUUCCCCCACCUUUACACUGGGCCCUGCAUUUGCCUCCACUCUGCUCCUUUCCGCUUAGCGUCCCCCUGCCGAUGCCUCCUCCCUCCCUCUCCCUCCCCUGCAUCUUUCCACCCUCCCUCCUCACUUCCCUCCCCACCCUCCUCCUUCGGCCCCACCACCUCCCACUCCUCCCCGCUCCUGCCCCACCCAGUGUUUGCAUUUCUCCCGGAUCCAGAUGAAGGGGUUGCCCUACCCCAGCCUGUGCCCAGCCCACUUCUGGGAGCUGGGGUCUUGCUUCAUGGCUGACGGCUCCAACACGCAGGCCCUGGGGAAAGGGCCCCCACUCAGCAUCCAGCUCCUGCGAGCCCAGUACGAAGGCUUGAGGCAGCAGCAGAGGACCCAGGCCCACCUCGUGGUGCUCCCAAUAGGUGGGAACACACCAGCUCCUGCUGAAUCCAUGGUCAGCGCUGUUUGGAUCAACAAGGAGAGGAGGCACUCACUGUUCCUGGACCAGGCGGAUCCUGAGGCGGCGGGGAUGCGGGAGGAGGACGAGGGAGGCUACCCGCAGGUCCUCGGGGCUCCGUGGCGCACACACCUGCAGAUGCACUGCUCGGUCCAAGCCUUCCCCCAGGAGACCAGUCAUCACAUAAAACACAAGGGCAAGUUCACAGGGUCUGGGCAAAGGCUGCCGCAGCAAAGGGACCCAGGCUUGCUUGAAAACAAGCAGAUGACUCAGCAAGACACCACAACGCCAGAGGCAGCACCCCCGCACGAGGGUCAGGUGGGCGAAACACAAACGCAGGCGGUGGGAUCUGGCUUAAGCAAUGGCAUCCGGUGCCCUUCCUCCAUAAGGAACCCACACAGGUCUGGGACACCAGCUCACUAUCCAUUUCCCCAGAGGAAGACUCCCAGGAUCUCCCAAGCUGCCCGCAACCUGGGCUUAUAUGGCCCAGCCUGACGCUUUCCAUGCAGCCAGAUGUCCCGAGUUUGAUACCAUCUGCGGUCUCAUCCAAGAACCUAGGAGGCAGAGCCACAGCGAGGGCCUCCGGCUGUGCACAGAACUGGACUAACUCCAGGGCAGGGACUGUGGGAAAUGGACUGCACGGUGGGCACAGGGUCCUGUCCUUCGGCGGAAGGGAGGCUGCCCAGACCGGACUGCUCACAGCGGAGGAGGAAGGAGUGCUGUCUGACCAAUGCAGCCCCAUUCUGCUUAAACAAGACGUUGCCACGGAGCCCCGGAUGCCUGGUAGGGCACCUGCUCAGUCCCCGACACCGGCACCGGGGAAUUCUGACCAAUGAAACAGGGACCCUAGCCCCUGGGAUGCCUUGGCAGCACCCUGGAGUGUGGAUGAAUGUGGAUGAUCUCGUGUCCACUGCCUUCUGGUGAUUUCUCACGUGUUCUGGAGAAGAUGAGCUCUGAGGAUUGCUCUGCCUGGAGGCCAGCUCAGUUAGAAGUCACUACGUUUACUGGUAGUGACCACACCAUUUCAGCCUGAGCUUCCCAGGGUAUGGUCCCCCAGGGAGAAAGGGGGCAGGGCAAUGCCACCUACCACUGGGGGUGUUUAAGGGGCCUUUAGGAAGGAUUGGUCACCCCUCACCUCCAUUGAGAUGGCACCCCCCAUGUCACAGAGUUAGUUCCCUCUGUCCUUCCUCCUUCCCUUCCUUCCCCUCCUUCCUUCUUUCUACUUUUCUAUUUGCCUGUCAUCUCUCCCUCUUUUCCUCCCUCCCUCUCCCCUCUCUCUAAAUUAAGUUCUUAUUAACACUGCCCAUCAUUCAAGACCUAUUGUCAUAGGAGUCUAAGAAACGGGGAGCCAAGGAAACGUUCCUUCUUAGAAUAUAUGUGUUUCCCUCACACGGUUCCCUUUGCUGCCACAUUUGGAUCGCUCGGCCCCUUCCUGGGAUAGUUUAAACGUAGGAGAAAGUGAAGCAGGUGUUACUUGGGUGAGAUGGGGAAUAACGUAUGUCUUUCCUGGUUAAUAUUUAACUUCAGUAAUGAUAUUUAAACACAUCCGAGGUGCCUCUUCCUCAUAUCGAUCCCCUCUCUGUAGUUUCUCCCACAUCCUUUUCCCCCACGGCAGAGCCUUGCCUAGUCACAUCCUGAGUGGUUCGCUAGGGUUGUCAUUACCUGUCAAAAAUAUAUGUGUGCUUGCUCCUUGGGCCACCCAGAAACUCACUCCAACUUGGAUAUUCAUUGUGAUUCCUUUUGUGAAUAAUGAAUAACUUGUUAAAUUUUUUUAUAGUCUAAUGAAAAACAAGAACAUUUUCUGAAGAAAACAAAAACA